Puntigrus tetrazona (Sumatra barb) is the source of this 4401-nucleotide messenger RNA. It is a transcript of the gene pip5k1cb, whose product is annotated as phosphatidylinositol-4-phosphate 5-kinase, type I, gamma b. The record is from RefSeq and is a predicted model, not a curated record. Bases 151 to 2214 code for a protein of 687 amino acids. Gene Ontology annotation, biological process: phosphatidylinositol metabolic process. Gene Ontology annotation, molecular function: phosphatidylinositol kinase activity. NCBI's taxonomy places the organism in Eukaryota, Metazoa, Chordata, Actinopteri, Cypriniformes, Cyprinidae. The transcript is spliced from 17 exons.
CGUCACCGCGAAAGGCGAUCGCCGGGUGACGUCACUGCCGCGCGGGUCGGGGCCGCGCACAGGCUCGCUCACGCGCCGCACCGCGGACCCGGACGAUGCCGCGCGCUCCGUGUUCGCUCGCUGAGCUCCGCGUCGCUUGAUCGGGACCCGAUGGAGGGAGCCGCGGCCGGGGGAUGCGCGGCGGAGGACGCGGACGCGCUGAUGGACGCCGCGGAUCUCGACGCUGCUCUUAAGAAGACCUACAUAACUGAGAUGCCGUCGUCCUCGUGUCACUCCAGCUCCGGGCCUGAGAAGAAGAUCGGUCACCGGCGGGUGGAUGCGUCCGGUGAAACCACCUACAAGAAGACGACCUCGUCUGCCCUGAAAGGAGCCAUUCAGCUGGGGAUCGGCUACACCGUGGGUAACCUGAGCUCCAAACCUGAGAGAGACGUCCUUAUGCAAGACUUCUACGUGGUGGAGAGCAUCUUCUUCCCCAGUGAAGGCAGUAACCUGACGCCGGCGCAUCACUACCCAGACUUCAGGUUUAAAACCUACGCUCCGGUGGCGUUCCGCUACUUCAGAGAGCUCUUCGGCAUCCGACCGGACGACUACCUGUAUUCUCUCUGUAACGAGCCCUUGAUCGAGCUCUCGAACCCCGGGGCCAGCGGCUCCAUCUUCUACGUGACUCGAGACGAUGAGUUCAUCCUGAAGACCGUCAUGCACAAAGAGGCUGAGUUCCUGCAGAAGCUGCUUCCAGGAUACUACAUGAACCUGAACCAGAAUCCUCGCACGCUUCUGCCUAAGUUCUUCGGCCUGUACUGCGUUCAGUCCGGAGGGAAGAACAUCCGGAUCGUGGUGAUGAAUAACAUCCUUCCGCGCAUCGUUCGCAUGCACCUCAAGUUCGACCUGAAGGGCUCCACGUACAAGCGGCGGGCGUCCAAGAAAGAGCGCGAGAAGUCCAAGCCCACCUUCAAAGACCUGGACUUCAUGCAGGACGUCCAGGAGGGACUCUUACUGGAUGUGGACACUUAUAACGCCCUGGUGAAGACGCUCCAGAGAGACUGUCUGGUGCUGGAGAGUUUUAAGAUCAUGGACUACAGUCUGCUGCUGGGGGUUCAUAACCUGGACCAGGCGGAGCGCGAGCAGCAGAUGGAGGGGUCUCAGAGCAGCAACGAUGAGAAGAGACCGGCCGCUCAGAGAGCGCUGUACUCCACCGCCAUGGAGUCUAUUCAGGGAGGAGCGGCGUGCGGCGGAUCCUUAGACACCGACGACACGAUGGGAGGCAUUCCUGCUGUCAACGGAAAAGGAGAGAGACUCUUGCUCUUCAUCGGCAUCAUAGACAUCCUUCAGUCCUACAGACUCAUAAAGAAGCUGGAACACACGUGGAAGGCUCUGGUGCACGACGGGGACACCGUCUCUGUCCACCGGCCGAACUUCUACGCUGACCGCUUCUUCAGGUUCAUGAGCAGCACUGUGUUCAAGAAAAGCACUUCUCUGAAGGCUUCUCCUGCGAAGAAGGGCCGAGCGGCGCUGACCGUGCCCAAACUCGGCGGCCCCGGAGCGGCCUGGUCGGCCAGCCAGCUUCCCUCAGAGAGAGACGAGAACAUCUACGACCUGAGAGGAGCCCGCAGCUUCCCCGUGCUGGAGAACGAUGGUCUGCAGUCCUGUACUCCUCCGUCGUUCGAGGAAGCGACCACGGCGUCUGUGGCCACGACCCUGUCCUCCAACACCUCCAUAUCUAUCCCAGAGCGCUCUCCGUCAGACACCACAGAGCACCCGCGCUACAGGAGGCACACAUUGUCUCUGAAAGACGCUGAAGGAAGGACACAUGAGGAAGAGCAGCAGACCAUCACUGUGCAGGUGGAGGUGAAGAGAGAGAGAGAAGACGACGACGAGGAGGAAGACGAGGAGGAGGACGAGGAGCCGGACGUCCCUGAGACGCACGUGGUGAUGGACGUUCCUCCUCCAGACACUGAUGACCUCGUCCCUGAAACAGCCGCCUCAGCACCCGUUGCCGAGGAAACCAUCUCCCAGACAACCUUUCCUGGUAACACCCAGACAACGCUUCCUGUGCAAUCGGCUCCUCUGACAGAAUGCGAGGCCCAGGAGCCGGCUCGGACCCCUAAAGCAGCAGAUCCGGCCCCCUCCAGCCCAAACACACAGCGUCUCUCAGAGUCCCAGAGCCACGGGUCUCUGGAGGAAGAGCUCGCCUCGAACACCGACAUCUACUUUUAAGGAGGUGUUCAGGAGACGUCUCUCUGCGGGUCUGAAGCACUUCUGGAUUGAUUCUGCCGCUCGGAGCGCGAGCGAGACCAGCCGAAGAAGCUUCCGGACAAAAACCCUGCUCCGUUUCUACCUGGGUGCCGGCUUCCGAUCGAUUCCCCUCCGGAAACCUGUGUGUGUGUGUGUGUGUGUGUGUGUGUGUGUGUGUGUGUGUGUGUGUGUCAACUACAUCUCUCUAGACUAGAUGUAACGUCUUCAGUCAUUCCAUAAGCUCCUAUCCGUGCGUCCAGCGUGGAGCUUCCUCGUUAUGCAAUAUGAAGUCCUCCCCGUGAUUGCAUGUAGUAUAUUUUGAUUUCGUGUACACCUGAGAUGGAACGAAAAGAAAAGCCUUGCUGCAGAGGACUGAAAACAUAUCAAGCUGCGGUGAACAUAUCAGUGCUCCUGUUUCUAUAUCACUUUCUCUGUAUUUUUCAGAAGUCAGAUGAAUUCGUUGUUAUAGAUCAUUUUAGGUCUUUUGAGCCGUUUCAGACUGUCUUCAUAAAAACGUGAUGAAUUUCCGCUGUUCAGGUCGACUCACUGCAGAAAAACACGGGAUUUUGUCUCGUUUUAAAUACAUUUUUAAACAUCCUUAAAAUCAGAUGCAUUUACUUGAGAAUUUAAAAAAUUAUAUUAUAUGUAAAUUAUAUAUAUAUAUAUAUAUAUUUUUUUAUAUAUAUAUAUAUAUAUAUAUAUAUAUAUAUAUAUAUAUAUAUACAUAUAUAUAUAUAUAUAUAUAUAUAUAUAUAUAUAUAUAUUUAUUUGAGGAACUUUGUCAUCUUUUAUCGACUAUUUUUUUGUCUACUAUGAUUUUAUAUCUUUACCAUUUAUAGUUAGUUUUCUCAAGCACGUUUUCAUUAUUAUGAAUUUAUUAUACAUAUAUUUAUUUAAAAAUACAUAUUCCACACUAGGAACAGUUACCAAUAUUAAAAACACCUUUCAUUGUCAUCUUUUAUAGUUUUAUGUCUCAUCAGUUUUAUAAUUUAGAGUAGUUAUUUUUUUAUUGCCAAAUUGUUUAUUUUGUUUAUUAUUUUAAACAGUUGUUAUUAUUACUAUAAUUACAGAUAAUUUUAUAAAAAUGUUUUAUUAUUAUUAUAAUUUUGAAUAUAUAGUUAUUAUUAUUACAUUCCCAGUGAAGUAUAAAAAGUGCUUCAUUCACAACAUCAUAACAUUGCUUCUCAAAGAAAUGCAUCUUAUUUUAAGCACCUUAUAUUGCUGGAAAAUGAUAUUUUUCUGAUGCUCUAAGCGUUCUCUAAAGAGUGGAAAUCUAUGACAUAAUCUCAAAUGUUUUUUGGACGUGAUAGAAAGUGUACAGUAUGUUUGUGAACACUGAACUGACAAAGACUCGACACAUUCAGCUUUUUUUAAGCUUCGUUUCGCGAUCAUUUUUCUUUUAAAAUAACCUUUUAUUUAUCGUCGUCUUUUAUCUGCGUGAUUUUAUUGAUGUCUGUGAAAACGUUAUAGUUUUUUAUAUAUUUUUUAACGUCUUUAUUUUGGUUUGCGAAGGCUAAUUUCAGAUCGUAAUUGCGGUCGCGACGGGAAUUUGUACCGAAUCUGACCUGAAAAUAAUUCAGACUCAUCCUUGCUUUUGUCAAAUCAAAGAAAAGUCACUUUUACAAAUACGGAUAAAAAUCGGAUAUAGUUUUGCGAUUUCAUCCAAGCGUUUUCCAAUCUAGUGGCGUUACUGUCGUCAUUUUUAAUGGCCAUUUGAAUACGUGUUUUUAAUGCGCUUUUUAUUGAACCUGCAUCACUUCUCUGAUGCUCAGUUUGGCUUUUAAAGGAUAAAACGGCCUUGUUCGGACAAUUAAAUCUUCAUCGUUAUCAAAAUCGAUCCCAUUGGUCAUGUUUGAUGGGGCGAGUCUUUGUAGUAUAAUGUACAGUAUGUUUUAAAGUGUAAUAAUGUACUGUAUGUGUGAAGUAAUGAGAGGCUGCAUGUUCAGACAUCCAUGUGAAGCUCUAUCUGUGUGUGUGUGUGUGUGUGUGAGAGAGACUGUAUAUAUCACUGGUUUGAGGAAAGUCUGUGCUGUAUUUUAAGCUUCGGUGCAUGUGAACGUCUGGAAGUGUCCGUCUAACACUAAACCUCUGUACAGAUCAUUAGCUGGUAAUGAUGAUGUAAAGAUUUAAAAAAAAAAAACAUACCAAUAAAGACUAUAUGGGAAAUAA